AAGGCCGUGGCUACCCGGGCCUGCUUCCUCGGCGACCCGGUUCCUUGCUCCGGCUCCCCCUUCUCAGUGCCCAGAAAUGAAGAGAAAAGCCGUGAAGGCUGGCAAGCUGAGACUGAGCCCCAAUGAAGAGGCAGUUGUGUUGAAGGAAGAUUAUGAGAGGAGACGGAAGCUGAGAUUGCUACAGGUUCGAGAACAAGAAAGGGAUAUCGCGUUACAGAUAAGAGAAAACAUAAAACAGAGGAGGAAUCAGCAAUUCACUCAAUUGGCAGAGGAGCUAAGGGCAGAAUGGGAAGAAUCACAAACUCAGAAAAUCAAGAGCUUAGAAAAACUGUAUUUGGCAAGUUUAAAACACAUGGGAGAAGGACAUCGACAGGCCAAGGAAAAUGAACCCGAUUUGGAUGGUCUGGCACAGCGGGCAGCAGAAAGGAGAAAACGAGCAGAAAUGAGGCAUAAAGAGGCACUGAAGAUACAAAAAAAUCAAAAAGAAAUAUUAAUGAAACAGAAAAACCGGCAUAUAGAUGCUCGAAAGGAAGCUCUGCUUGCAGAGAAGGAGAGGUCUGCCAAAAUUACCAGUUUACCACCGCCUCCGCCGACUCUUCUCGAGAACAUUGAUGUAAAGGGAAUUCCUUCUGUAAAGACCAGUAGUGCUACCUAUCAUCAUCUUAACCCUCUUGUGAAUAGAGAGACGGGCACAAAGCAGCCAGAUCCUCAUUCGGCUGCUGCGGAAGAAGCUAAACGCCUGGAAGAGCUACAGAAACAAGUAGCACAAGAGAGACAGGAACAGUUUGAAAAGGCACAUGUACGGGGUUUCCACGCAAUGAAGAAGAUCCAUUUGGCUCAGAAUCAAGAGAAACUAAUGAAAGAACUCAAACAGCUACAACAAGAGGACCUGGCGCGUCGGAGACAGAAAGUAGCACGGAUGCCACCGCAGCUAGUUGAACUGCCCUACAAACGCACUGAAAUGAAAGAAGCCUGGCAGAGGGAGCUGGAGUUUGCCUUUGAAGACAUGUACAGCGCCGGCAGGAUAGUGAAAGGAGACCUGAUUUUGCACCUUGAACCUGAGCCUGUGCCCACUGUGAUUGACCAGACCCAAGAUGAGGAGCUGGACCUUUCGAUGGAACAAGAAAAUGCAAGUGAAACCGAAAAUCUGCAAGUGACGGAAGCUGGAAAAAUAUGUCCUACUGAAAUAGAUGUUCCCUUGGUCAUGAAGACCCAAGAAGUCCCUUCAAAAAUUCUUUUUACAAAAUUAUUAAAUAAGAUCCGAAGCCAAAAAUCUCUCUGGACAAUACAAUCUGUGUCUGAGGAUGAAAGUGAAAUGAUUACAGCUACUAGUGAAGCCCGGAGCACAGCACCAACGGUGGAGUCAGGAACGGUGACCAGUGAGGAGCUCGCGCUGCCCCCUGGGCAGCAACCAGUUGAAAGUGAUACACUAACAAUUGAGUCUGGACCACUUAGCACUGAAGAUAAGACACUUUCAUGUACCACAGACACCGAAAAGCAACAAGAAGUAAAUGAGACUCAGCCUCUCACAACGGUAGUUCAGAAUUCAGUUCUCCUUCAUCCUCAAGAAGAAGCAGCCAGAAUUAGAAUGUCAGCAAGGCAGAAACAGAUAAUAGAGAUAGAAGAACAGAAGCAAAAGCAGUUGGAAUUACUGGAGCAAAUCGAACAACAGAAGUUAAAAUUAGAAGCUGACUGCUUCAAGGCCCAGCUGGAAGAAGAAAGGAGGAGAAAAGCUCCACAGUCCACGGUGAAUGCUGCUCCCGAACCGGGCGCCACGAUUUCCGAUGAAGACAGUCACAGGCAGAUGAUUCAUAACUAUCAGCACCAGCUUUUAGAGCAGAGCAGAUUACACAGACAGUCUAUUGAAGCUGCCCGCAAACAAUUACAUGAUUAUCAGACUGUGCUAAAAGAAAGGUACCUGUCUGUGUCAACUCCAUCAACCAUACCUGAUUCCGCACCACCUCAGAAGGCUGAAAGGCCCACUCUCAUAUCAGAACAUCGGGAUCAAGGUCAGAGACCCAAGCUGAGUCCUAGCAAAUUGCAUCCCGUACAGAUAUCCCAGUUAGAACAAAGUCAUUAUCAAGUGCCAAGAGAGAAGCAUUUUUCUCAAAGACAGGCAGAAAUGGUGGAAACAUUCGGAGCAUCAAAUGUUUUAGCCAGACAAUGUGUGGAACCACAAGAACAUCUAAGGCUGUUCCCACAUGCUGAAACACAGCAGAGACCUUAUACAUCAGUGCCAAUUUCGAGGGCUUUGUCACCUUAUAGGCCCGUAAUAUUGCAGAAUGCUAGAGAAAUACCUAGGGCAGCGGCGCUUCAAAGUGUAGACUCUCAGCAGAUACUCCCCGAUCCCAGUCCAGGUGUGUCUUCUAAGCUGACCGAGGCCUCUUCAUUUCUGCCUCUGGUUGCUGAGCGCUCUUUCUGUUCUCUGCCUGCUAAAGAAGAACACGACAGAGCCCAGGAGCACCUUGCAACCAAGAGCGAAAGUGUGUUUUCCUUAGGCCACUCUAUAGUCAGCCAGACACAGGACAGGCCCUUGCUCUCCUCAGAACAUCUGACAGCCCAGCGAGGCAAUGUGAAGGCUCUCCAAGAACAGCUGGACCUACAAAAGGAAGUUCAUCAAGCAAGACAGGAGUCUCAGGAGCAGUUCCUUCUGCACAAGCAGAAAGAACUGGAAGAGCAACUUGACAUCUCGCUGUUUGUUCCGUCGGUAGCUCCGCGUUCAUUUCUUUCACUCCCUUCUGCCAAAGCCGAAUUAGGGCAAAUCCAUGAAUCUUCUUUAUCCAAGAAAGACACUGCAGUGUGCGCAGGCCAUCCUGUGUUCCCGCAAAUUCAGGAGAGGCCUUUGAAUUUUUCACUGUCUGAUUUAUCCCAGCAAGAUAAAAUUAAACUUCUCCAUGGACAGCUGAAUGUCCAAAGGGACGUGCUUCAGGCUAGACGAGAAGCUCAGGAAGUAUUAUGUGUACAGAAACAGAGGGAAUGGGAUGAAAGUGUAUCUUCUGAGCAGGCUGUUGACUCCUCUACCACCCCAUCUCUGCUGGCUCAGCGCACAUUCCCAUCAUUGUCCUCUUUAGAAACUAGAGCUGGAAAAGGCCAGCGGCAGUACUUAUCAAAGAGUGAGGAAGGAGUCUUCUCAAGCCAGUCUGAAAUGCCAGCCUCUCAAGACCAGUCUUCUCAUUUCCUACGUGGGUUCCUACCUCAGCAGGAUUGUUUUAAGCUCCUUCAAGGACAGCUGACUGUGCAGAGGGAUGCUCUUCAGGCUAGGCAUGAAACCCAGACCGACGUACUUGUACACAGAGAGAGUAAUUUGGAGGUCAGUGCUUCUGGGCAGAUGAGUCCUUUGUUCUCAACCAUCGUUGCUCAAAAUUCGGUUGCUUCACAAGCUUCUGCCAAACCUGUACCUAGAAGAAUUCAGAACCUUUCUUUAUCUGAAGCGAGUCAAAUUCCUUCAAAUCAUAUGGUAAUCCCAACAUUUCAAGAUAAAUCUCUUCCAGGUUUUCCACAGCAUAAGCUAGGACAACACGAAAAUGUGACAACACUGCAUGAACAAUCUCACAUGCAAAGGGGCAUACAAGGUACUAACCAAGCAGUUUGGGAUUUUGUGCGUAAACACGGUGAAAUGGACAAAAGGUUUUCUGCUGAACCGGUGGGCCCUUCUUCAUCCCUAUUCCAGAUAGCUGAAUUGGAAAGAUCCCGAGAAUUCAUGUCACUCAAAAAUGACAGUUCAUUUUCCUUAAGCCAUUCUGUGAUCCCAGCAUUUCAGGAAAGACCUUUGAGAUGUUCACAACAGACACCCCUAAAAGAUCAUUUCGAAGGACGCCAAGAGUGGCUGGACAUGGAGAACAGGACUCUUCAGUUUGGCCAGAAAGCUCAAGAAAAUCAAUCAUCCGAGCAAGCUGUGUCUUCUUCUUUCUUAUCCCAGGCCGGAACUUCUUUGCCUCCUGCUGGUACAGUCCAGGAACCAGUCUUGAUCGAGAGUGACAGUGAAAUUGUGUCAAGCCAUUUUCAGGUCCCACAAUUGCAGGAUAGACUUUUGAGGAUAUCACAACUGAUCCAGCCUCAACAAGAGAACUUGAAGUCACUUCAAGAGCAGUUAGCGACACAGAGGCAAUCUAUUGUCCAGUCUAGACCGGAUACCCAGGAACAAUUACAUUUACAUCAGCAGAGUGGGUGGAAGGAAAAAAUAUCUCCUGAACUGGCUGGUGCCACAUCUUUUGUACCCUCAGUAGCACAGCAUUCAUUUGCUUCAGCGCCUCUCACUGAAUUGAAGAGAAUCCAACAAUCUUACCCACCUAAGACUGAGAAUGCAACCUCCUCAAGUCUUUCUGAGAUAGCAAGAUUGCCCGAGCAGCUUUUGGAUUUAUCAAAGCCUGUUUUACCUCAACAAAAUAACUUGAUUACACCUCAAGAACAACUAGGUGCACUGCCAUAUGCUCUUCCUCCUGGCGAGAACACUCAGGUUUUGCCCAGGCCAUGUAGACCCGAGGAAAAGAGACCUGGUGAGCACUCUAUCCUGCCUCACUACGGUGAUUUGACAGCACUUCAAAAGCAGCUCAGUGUACAAAGGAGAACCAUUCGAUCUGCACAGGAAGUCCAAGAACAAUUGCUUUCACAAAGACUAAGUCAGUUAGAGAAGAGGGUAUCAUCUGAGCAGGUCAAUGCCUCUUCAUUGUUACCCCAGGUGGCCCUACCUGUUGACGCUGAAAGAACCCGAGAGUUUUUUCCAGUGAAAAGUAGCAACACCAUUCCCUCAAAUGAUCCCGAGGUUCCAGAAACCCUUGUGAGUCUCAUGAGUUUACCCUGGUCUGGUCUGCCUCAACAAGAUAAUUUGAUAGCACUUCAAGAACAAUUGGACUUGGAAAGAGAAAUGAAGUGUUCUAGUGAGAAAACCCAGGAAGAAAUGCUUUUAAACAAACAAAGCAAGCUGAGCAAAAGUGACUCUUGUGAGCACACUCUCUUCUCUCUGACUCUGCCCAAAGAGCUGGAGCCGUCGUUUAUCCCACUGCCUUUUGCUGAAGCCAAAUCUAAAAGAAUAUGUGAAAGGGAGUCCUCCAGCAACGAACAGAAAGCGCCCUCGAGCAAUUUUAUGACCCCUGAAUUACAGUCUACUUUGAGGUUUUCACAGCCUCUCUUAGCUCAACAAGAUAAUGUGGGACUUCAGAAGCAGUUGAAUCUACAAAGAAAAGCACUUCAUUAUAGCCAAAAAGCCCAAAAAGAAUUGCUUGUCCAUCGACAAACAGCACUGCAGCAACAGAUACAGAAACAUCAAGAGACCUUGAAGGAUUUCUUUAAAGACAAUCAGACAAGCAAGCCUCCUCUAGAAGAUGACUUAAAAGGCCAGAAGAUGGAGCAGCUCCGAGGGUGGUUUCCUUGUCUCCAAGACCUAGCCAGAGACCAUCCGGAAGGUGGUAAUCACGCACAUAGGAAUGGCUCUGGUGGCCAUGAACUGCUUUCAGAAGUUACCGCUGCCACGCCAAGUGGUGAACAUCUGAACAAAGAAUUGGGUAGGAGAUCCUCAAAGCCACCUCUAGCAAAAGUUCAAUGUGGAUUAGACUUGCACCAGCAUGAACUCAGUGCAAUACAGGAAGUGGAAUCACCAGGAAGUGCCAGAGCUUCCAUACUAAGUAAAAGAGAUUUCUGUCAUCAAGACAGAGAUCUCCUGAGAGUGUCCAUAAGCCGAGAACACAGUUUACUUGAUAGCUCUGCGGACCUUCACUCUCUUGGUCAUCAUCUACCAGGUACCCACAAGAAUGUCUCCAGGGAUGACUCUGAUGAAGCGGUUGAGGCCAAGGCACCUGUUGCCGAGAAUCACACAAUAUUAAGUCAUGCUGUGGAGGAACAAGCACCUACAUAUCUGGGUUCAACUCUGAAGCCAGAAAGUAAGACUGAGACACACGAGAUGUCUCAUGAGCCAUUAUCUUCAAUCACCAUUUCUACUGGGAGCUUUUUAAGUUAUGAAAACACAGAUUUCAGCCUUACUGAUCCAGAGUCUUCUACAGAGCAGGUGGACCACAGACAACAAGUAUCUACCACCGGAAAGGAAGAGGAGACAAGUUUUACAAGUUCUGUUACUCCUUCCGUACAAACUUUUUAUCGGAGGCAGGAAUCUUUUGACAUCCACAAACCUCCCUUGUCUGUGCUAGAAACAUUAACAUCUGGCCAAACAAAUGUGCUGCAGAUCAUAGACAAGUACAUAAAUGAAGCCAGUGUAGUGCCUGGAAAAACUGACAGUAAGGUUCCAACAGUUGGCCUUGACUUCACAGAAUUGGAGCAUGCUUUUCCAAAUUUGCAUCGCCAGCUCUUUCAACCCCUAGAAUCAUGUCUAGACUUUGAUUUAUCCUUGACCUCUGGGACUUCUCAAGAGAGCAAAGACUUUUCCAAGGGCCCCGAGUCUUCAUCUCCAAGCCAACAUACUACUACCGCUUCCUUCAAAGGCUCAGUUUCUCUUACAGGACAGAGGAGCAGCAUGUGCUCUUCUCGUAAUGCAAGUCUAGACCAGCAACGUGACUUCCAUUUGGCUCCUGUUGCGGCUCAGAGAGCUGAACAAUCUUUUCAAGAGCUUGCACCAGAGUUUUCUGUAGAAGAGGGGAGCCAGUAUGCUGAUCUACCAAGUGUUUUUAGCAUUGAAGCAGGAGAUUCGUCUCAAGUCGAGGAAAAUCAGAACCACCCCUCUGAAGAAAUGUUGCCGAAUAAGAAAAACCCUCAGUUCCCAGUCUGUCUUGAAACUGUGUCAAGUUCAUCUGAUGAGGGUAAUGUCUUUAGGCAGUUAAACGUACAACAUAGCACCCCGUGUGGCUCUACCUCUAGUGAGUGCUCAAUAAAAGAUCAACAAGAAGACGGGAGAAAAGGACCGAGUUUUACAAAAGUCCCUGAAAGAGGACUUCACAUGAUGUUAGAGAGCCAAGGAGCCGUUGAAGUUGAUCAAUGUGCAGCAGGCGAGCCUCCAGACAGAAAUCCAUACGCAGAAGAAACUGACUCGGAAUUACGCGUAAGAACAGUGGAGAUGGGAACUUCACUUCUGACACCCCCCUUAUUAACUAAUCAGAAUGAAAACGAUUUUGAGACGCCAACUUUUAAAAGGGAAACUCCGGAAAGCUUAAGCAACCUCUCUCAGCCAGCACCGCCAGAGCUCUUCCUGAGCGCCGCAUCGCUGUCAGCGCCAGGCUCAGUUCCAACCUGGGAGACAGAGUCUGGCUGUGGCAUAAUGGAGGAACCAGAACUUACCUUAGUAAGCACCAGUGACAUCAGUGUUGCUGAAACAGCGGUAGAAUUUGAAAACUUAACUCUACAAGACAAGGAGGUGAGUGAAUUUCUGCCCCUUGUGCCAGAAACAGGAAGUUCAGAUUCUCCAUCUACAGAGCCUUCUGGGAAGCAAACAUCAACAUCAACAGAAACUCUUCCAACUCUUAGAGCUGUGCCUGAGAGUUUACAAGAAGCAUUUUUUAAAAAGAAAAAACUAUUUAUUGCAAGAUCAACUCUGAGACAGAAAGAAAUAAGGGACCGUGCUAUAAGAGUCACUGAAAACCCUCCAGUAGUGAAACCUACAGGCUCUUCUGUAAACCAACUGAAAAGUAAAGUCUCUCUCCCUGAAGACAGAAAAUCAGAAGAAGCCCUCAUGUACCAAAGGACUCUGAGGUCAUACAAUCAAUUAGCUGAAGUGAAACAGCAAAGGGAAAGAAAGGCAACACAAGAAGCUUAUGCCCAAAAUAGAGCGAGGGCUAGAGAAUUCCAUAAGAAAACAUUAGCGAAACUUCGAGCCAGAAAUACACGCUGAUUUUCUGCACUGUAAACAUUUUUGUUUUAUAGAUUUUAUUUAAUAUUAAUAAAUUUUAUUUAAGGAGUUUUA
Messenger RNA from Echinops telfairi (small Madagascar hedgehog), 7843 nucleotides. It is a transcript of the gene CEP295, whose product is annotated as centrosomal protein 295. NCBI's taxonomy places the organism in Eukaryota, Metazoa, Chordata, Mammalia, Afrosoricida, Tenrecidae. Bases 77 to 7771 code for a protein of 2564 amino acids. The record is from RefSeq and is a predicted model, not a curated record. The transcript has 30 exons. Gene Ontology annotation, biological process: regulation of centriole replication. Gene Ontology annotation, cellular component: cytosol; centrosome; centriole.